Molecule: messenger RNA, 1773 nt
Organism: Parnassius mnemosyne (clouded apollo)
Lineage: Eukaryota; Metazoa; Arthropoda; Insecta; Lepidoptera; Papilionidae
Source: the annotation of a GenBank genome assembly
AUGGAUUCGAAUACUACGACACAUGGGCGUACCAAUGGCACUACUGAUGGAACUCGCGUAGAAAUGGGCGAUAUGCCGAAGAAAGAAGCAAUUGUGAAAGGAGAGAUAACCCACGAAAAGUUGGACUACGAACCAACGAGCUGGUUUGAGGUGACGCUGUCCAAAGUUGGUGGCUCUGCAGAAGAUUUCGUCAAGAAAAACAGUUCAGCAAUGAAGACGAUCACCAUAUUUGUACUUAAUGGCUUAGUAAUUGGAUUUUUCUUUGGAUGUCUAUACUACUGGUUAAAUUAUAGUAACGAGCCUUUGGAGCUGUGCAAUGGGUUCGGUAGCUUGAUUGCCUUAUUGAGUAUAAUAUACUUUUUCGUGAUAUACUUCCAAGUGGUGAAGAGGUACUUCGGCAAGUGGUUCGAGAGCAACGUAUGGACGAGAGUGGAGGAUUUAGCUGAAAACCUUUGGAAAUUUGUGUUGUUUCGUUGGUGUUUCUCGUUGGUGAUACUGGCCGCCAUAGGACUGUUCCUCUACUUUGACACAAAGGACUCUCCAGAACGACUGAUCUCACUUCUUGGUCUCAUUGUCAUUUUGUUAUUAGGUUUCGUGUUUUCCUCCAGUCCUGGACGUAUCAAAUGGCGGACAGUUAGCAUGGGGCUUCUCUUACAAUUCAUUUUUGGAUUAAUCUUCAUCAGAUGGGACUCAGGCAGGCUCGCCCUUCAAUGUUUCUCCGAUAAGGUGGCAACAUUCUUGUCGUAUGGUGUAGAUGGCGGCGCUUUCGUUUUCGGAGAACUUCUAGUCAGGACCGAAGGAGUUUUCGCAUUCAGUACGUUGCCAGUUAUCUUCUUCUUCAGCAUGUUAGUGGAAGUGCUGUUCUUCUGGGGUGCUCUUCAAUGGUUCUGCUUGAAGCUGGGACAUAUGCUGCGUGUGGCGACUUCUACAACAGUCUGCGAGAGCGUCAUAGCUGUAGCUAACGUGUUUUUAGGCCAGUCAGAGUCAGUGUUGAUUAUUAAGCCGUACCUCUCGCUGCUCACUCCUUCGGAGAUACACGUCGUGAUGGCCUCAGGCUUCGCAACGGUCUCUGGUACGAUCCUAGCGGCAUACAUCGCGUUCGGCGCGGAGCCGGCGCACCUGGUGACGGCGAGCGUGAUGUCGGCGCCCGCCGCGCUCUGCCUCGCCAAGCUCGUGCUGCCCGAGACGCGCCGCUCGCUCACCACCGUUCACAACAUACAGCCCGUGCAAACCGAAGACCAAUCGACCUUGUCAGCAGCAACGCGAGGAGCGACAAACGGAAUCAGUUUAGUCCUGAACAUUAUAGCUAAUCUGGUGGCCUUCGUGGCCUUCGUCGCCUUCAUAAACGGCGUGUUGGGUUACUGCGGCGGCUUGCUCGGGAACCCGGAUAUCAACCUGGAGUGGAUCUUCGGAAAGAUCUUCAUACCGCUUUGCUGGUUAAUGGGGGUCCCGUGGGAAGAAUGUGAGCAUGUUGGAACUUUGGUGGGACUAAAGACUGUGGUGAACGAAUUUGUCGCCUACCAACGCAUGGGGGAAAUGAAGAAUGCCGGUCUACUUUCGUCCCGAGGUGAGCUGAUCGCUACGUACGCGCUGUGCGGCUUCACCAACCCCGCGUCUGCGGGCAUCAUGAUCGGUGCCAUCUCAGCCAUGGCGCCCAACCAAAGAGAGACUUUAUCGAGCGUCGCUAUCAGAGCAUUCUUCACUGGAUGCGGCAUUUGCUUCAUGACGGCCUGCAUAGCAGGUCUACUUAUGCCAGAGGAUUCUUUCGGUUAA